AUGGGAGCUUCACAUUCGGUGAUCACAGUAAUUCAGUCACUUUUAAAACAACAUGAACUAAAGCUUUCAAAAAGAACGUUGGAAGGAUUUAUUACGGAAAUUGAUCGUAUCGCUCCCUGUGCCCCUCCACCUUAUGUUGAGAGGCACAGUUUAGAUUCCUUCUUUUUGAAAAGGGAUAAAAGGAAGCUUUUGCAGGCCUUCCCUGUAUUUGAGGCCGUGGAAGGGGACCAUGUUCAUGCACUAGUAGAAUAUCCCCUUGUUAAAGAACUUGCUGAAUCAGUUAACAAAUACGGGGUAGAUGCUAAUUUUACAAUCAUGCAGCUUGAAAGAAUUGCUAGCAUGGCAAUGACUUCAAAUGAUUUGCAAAAUACCAUAAAAGCUGCUCUCCCUAGUAUGGGACAGUACUUAGAAUGGAAAGCCUUGUGGAAUGAUGCUUCCCAAACUCAGGCAAGGGUCAGUGCCCAUGCAGAAGGCAAUCAGCGGCAAUGGACCUUUGAUUUGCUAAUGGAGCAAGGCCAGUUUGUUCAUAAUCAGACAAAUUAUGAUUGGGAGGCAUAUGGUCAGAUCUCUGCUGCUGCUAUUAAAGCAUGGAAAGCCCUUUCUAAGAAGGGUGAGGCCGGAGGACACCUGACAAAGAUUAUACAAGGCCCUCAGGAGCCAUUCUCAGAUUUUGCGGCCCAAAUGACAAAAGCAGCAGGUAGAAUAUUUGGAGAUCCGGAGCGAGUUAGGCCAAUGAUAGAACAGCUGGUAUAUGAAAAUGCUUCCCCAGAAUGUAAAACAGUCAUUAAAGGAACAAAGGGCUAA
Messenger RNA from Meriones unguiculatus (Mongolian gerbil), 804 nucleotides. Its product is annotated as igE-binding protein-like. The record is from RefSeq and is a predicted model, not a curated record. NCBI's taxonomy places the organism in Eukaryota, Metazoa, Chordata, Mammalia, Rodentia, Muridae. The transcript is spliced from 2 exons. Gene Ontology annotation, biological process: viral process. The coding region runs from base 1 to 804 and encodes 267 amino acids.